ACUCUCAGCCUGGAACACGGUACCUUUUGGGUUCUCCCACACGGCCACACCCUUCUCCGCAUCCACCCCAGCCGUCUCCCCACACUCGCGCUCGCCGGCGGCCGCAGCCAAGGCAAGACGCCACCUCCCCACACCGGAUCUCCCAACUCCUUCGCUUGCCGCGCCAUUUCAAACCCCCGCCCAAAACCCUACCCCGACCAUGUCCGCCGACGCGCCGCCGCCGCCGCCCGCGACCUCCUCCGAUCCGCCCCCGCCCCCGCCGGACCCCGACGGGCCGCUCUCCCGCGGCUACCUCUCGCUCCGCCAGGCCGGCGCCGCCAGCGACGACGACGACGACCCCGCGCCCGCGCCCGCGCCGCCCGACGACAGCAGGUGCAGGGCGAUGAUGGAGGUGGUGCGGAAGGACGGGGCCGACGCGGACGCGGGGGGCAGGUGGAAGGUCUCCAAGCUCGUGCUCGACCACAACCACGCCCUCCAGGCCUCCGCCUCCGCCCCCGCCGUGCCGGCCCUCGGGAUGGAGUUCGACUCCGUGCACGACGCCAAGGGGUGCUACUACGGGUACGGCGACGCGGCCGGGUUCAAGGCGCGCACCGGCUCCAACCGCCGCUCGGCUGGCACGGGCGCCAUGAUCAUGCAGCGGUUCCUCUGCUGCAGGGGCAACUACUCCUACAGGAGGGGCAAAUCCGCCAAGGAUCUGGAUGCCGCGAAGCAGCUGGAGGAUGGCGCUGUGGGAAAUGAGGAGGGGAAGGCUGGUGCCUGCAAUAAGAGGGGCCGCAAGCCUGGGAAGAAAACCGCGCAGGCGAUCGAGGCGGAGAAGGUUGUUGUUGUUGCGACAGCUUCCACGGAGAAUGCGCAAGGGGUUCCUACUAGCAGGAUGGAUCUGCGGAGAGGUAGGGGUAAAAAGGAUCUUGCAGUUGCAGACAAGGAUGUCGACUCUGUCGUCAAACCGUUGCAAGCAAAUAGUCAGGCGGCGGAUGUUGCACAAGAUGGUGCCCCUGAUGGAGGUGCCGACGGCGACAAUGCUGACGGUAAUGCUGUUGAGGAUGAAACUGAAAAGGUGGCGGAGGUGAAGGAGAAGAGAGGGAGGGGGAGGCCCAGAAAGGCUGUUGCAGAGGGCAGCGCCCUGCAGGCAUGUGUCUCGAGCGACCUCAGUGCGACGGCGGCUUCGCAGUCCACUAACGUGGAAAGGAAGAACUUACUUAAUAAGUAUCUCGAGAAGCGACAGAGCAGACCUGCUGCAGGAAGGCCUGCCAAGAUUGUCUCCCGCCAAGCGUUGGCGGAAAGGCGUCAGCGUGGUGAUGGAGGUCGAUUUCUGGCAAGCGAAGGAGUGCAGCCUUCAAGGCAACCUUCAGAAAGGCGCUCCAAACGUCUUGAGAAGCAGAAUCCUAAAAGAGAAGAGAUGCCUGAGAGUAAAGAAGAUGAAAUAAUUGAAGCAGAACCGGAUCCAGAAACUGAAGUAGUUGCUGGGCCUGGAGGACAGCCGAAAGUUGGAAUGGUUUUCCUGAAUGAAGACAAGGCCUAUGAGUUUUAUGUCAGCUAUGGGGGAACUGCAGGAUUCAAUGUCCGAAAAGGAUGCUCCGAGAAAACAUCAAAGAAUGUUAGGAUAUCUCGGGCUUAUGUGUGUUCUAAAGAGGGAUUCCGCCCUAAAAGUUUUACUGCCGAGCCAAAGAAACAGCGACCAGAAACAAGAACUGGCUGCCAAGCACACAUGACUGUUAAAAUCACAACUAGCGGCAAAUAUGUAGUGACUGAGUAUGUAGCUGAUCAUAAUCAUGAUCUUGAAGCACCCUUGGUGGACAUUCAGAUUGUGAGAUCACAUAAUUUAUUAGCAAAGUUACAGCAGCCGCCGGAUCCACCAAAAGUUGUUUUGAUACCAGAUGAUUAUAAAAAUUACAUUAGGACAAGGCGCACGAAAGAUAUGCAAUUGGGUGAUGCUCGGGCGAUUUGUGAGUAUUUACAGAGGAUGAAAGGCGAGAAUCCUUCUUUCUUUUAUUCCAUUCAGGUGGAUGAAGAAGACCAAUUCACAAAUGUAUUCUGGGCAGAUGUUAAAUCAAUGAUGGAUUAUAACUACUUCGGAGAUGUAGUUUGUGUUGACACAAGGUAUAGCACAAGUGAUUACGGUAGGCCUCUAUUGUUAUUCAUUGGAGUUAACCACCAUAAGCAGCCAAUCAUAUUUGGUGCGGCUUUUAUUUAUGAUGAAUCAGUUGAAUCUUUCAAGUGGUUGUUUGAAACAUUCAAAUCUGCUAUGAGCGGAAAGCAGCCAAAAACUGUUUUGACUGACCGCUCUACAUCAGUAAGGGAUGCAGUUGCUUCUGCUUGGCCAGGGACUGUCCACCGUUGCUCACUGUUGCAUUUGUAUCAAAAUGCUACCAAGCUAUUAAGGGAUACAUUCCAAUGCUCUGAGACUUUUGCCCAUGAUUUUAGUAGGUCUUUGUAUGACUAUGAGGAGGAAGUGGACUUCUUAUCAAGCUGGGAAAUCCUCUUAGAGAAAUACAAUCUGAAGGAUAAUGAGUGGCUAAGUAAAUUGUAUGAGGAUAGAGAAAGAUGGGCUUUGCCUUAUGGGCGUGAUAUAUUCUGCGGGGCUAUUGCAGGCACACUUCGAAGUGAUAACACGGAUGCCAUCCUUGCAGAUAUUCUUAAAACAGAAAUUGAUCUUCCGUACUUCUUUAACAGAUAUGAUAGAUUUUUGGAGGAGAAACGUCUAGCUGAACAACAAGCUGACUACCUUGCUGUCCAAAUGACACAGAGGGUAGCACCUCUGCGAUUACUUUGGCAAGCUGCUAAUGCAUAUACUCCUACACUGUUUGAGAUGUUCAAGUCAGAAUUUGAAUUGAUCUUGGAUUGCAUGGUCUAUAACUGUGGUGAAAUUGGACCCAUAUCUGAGUAUGAGAUAACUGUCAAAAACAGGCCUCGGGCUCAUUUUGUUAGAUUUGACUCGUCACAAUAUAUGGUUGUUUGUAGCUGCAAGAAGUUUGAAAAUGUAGGUCUUCCAUGUUGCCAUGUACUGAAAGUUCUUGAGAUCAGAAAUAUUAAAGAAAUUCCACCACACUAUAUUUUGAAAAGAUGGCGAAAGGAUGCUCAGAGUGAACCUUCAAAGGAGAAUUGUGGUUCUGCUGUUGUGGAUGAAGAUCCCAAGUUCUCCAUGUCUAAAAGGUACAACUCACUGUAUCGAACUUUAUAUAAAGUUGCAGCAAAGGCUGCAGAAAAUGUUGAAGCUCAUACAUUUAUGGAGAACCAAUAUGAUCAGCUCCUGGAGCAAGUCGAGCUUGUUUUGCAAGCAAAGCUGCAUGAUAAACCUUCCUUAAGCACUAUCCUGAAAAGUCACCAGCAAAAUUUGCUUCAGAACGAUACCACCAACAUUGAACCUCAAAGAGCAAGUACUAAGAAAAAGAAAAAUGCAGAAAUUCGUCGCCGGCAGCAAAGUCCUCUUGAAUCAAGUAAGAAGAAAAAGGGUAGACAAGGUCCAGUGGAGCUCGAUGAUGCUGAACUCCCACUUAAUGUGGUUGUUCCUCCUGCAGUAUCGAAUGACAUUCCAAGUCACAUUAGGAUUCCAACCAACCAGUUUCUUGAACCAAGCCAUAUGAUGCAGCUUUGUCAAAACAGGCACCUUAUGUUACACAGCAGUUCGGCCUUAAUUCUCUUCAAGGAUUUGCUGGCAUGUCACCGUUUGGUCAGAUGCAGGAACCAUCACAUGUUCACCUUCAGCAACCUCAUCUACAACAACCACCCUUUCAUAGUGUUCCUCAAAUGCACGAGGCUCCCCCUCCAGAUAUUCAGUCAUUGCAGUUCCUUAGUAGCAAUACUCAGCUGGGCCACCAGACAACGGAUCAAGGCCAGUACACCAUCCCAGUCUGGGAUUUCCUGUGAUGUAGCAUGUGUUCAUGCCAGAAUGUAGAAACUGUAUUAUUCAAGCUGUAAAUUAUGUAACGAAAAAUAGUGUAGAAACCGAGAUAUCCUCCCUUCCCACCUUGUUUAUAUGAAUAAAAAUCUGGAGCAUUAGUUAAA
Messenger RNA from Lolium perenne, 4005 nucleotides. RefSeq lists its product as uncharacterized. Gene Ontology annotation, molecular function: zinc ion binding. NCBI's taxonomy places the organism in Eukaryota, Viridiplantae, Streptophyta, Magnoliopsida, Poales, Poaceae. The record is from RefSeq and is a predicted model, not a curated record. Gene Ontology annotation, biological process: regulation of DNA-templated transcription.